Molecule: messenger RNA, 1644 nt
Organism: Stylonychia lemnae
Lineage: Eukaryota; Ciliophora; Spirotrichea; Sporadotrichida; Oxytrichidae
Source: the annotation of a GenBank genome assembly
AUGUAAAAAUGCAAUAAAAAUAGGUUAUUUAACUCGAGCCUAUAUCAUAUUGAAUAUGAUCUAACAACUUCAUUUGGAGCUGAAUUAUUCUGCUUAAAGGAAAAUACUAUCCUAGAAUAAAUAGGAGAAGCUCAAUUUUUGGCUCUCUAUUUAAGUCCUUGUGAUUAGGAAUUUCUUGAUUUGAUGUACCCUGGCUCAGUUUGCUAAAAAGAUCCUAAUUAAGUUUCAUAUGUUUUAACUAAUUCAUAUUUAAGGAUCAUAAGUACAAUCAGGUACUUUGACGUCGAGGAUUUUUCGGAAAGUCCCGUAAAAACAUCGGUAUUGUCAAAUUCUUACUACAUUAAUAAAUCUACUUUAAGAUUAGCAACCUUUGCAAUGAAAAGAGAUAUUUCAAUAGGAUCAAACUCAAUUUUUCACGAAUCCUUAGAUUAAUUUAAAUAUGAUACUAUCUAGAUGGAUUUACAGGAGCUCUCAAACAUUGAUAGAAUAGAUGAGGAGGACUAUAUAAUUGCAAGAAUGAUAAUGAGAAAUAAUAUAAAUAUUCUUGAAAGAAAAGUAAAUAAUUUCUUACAGUUAUUAUCCUCAAUUGGUGGUCUACUUGGUUUGCUAUUUACCUCUAUAAGGUUAUUGAUAUAACCUUUUCAAGAGUUUCAAUUUAAUAAAAGUAUAAUUAAAAAAAGGUACCUAAUUGAAAUGAAUUAGGGAAACAAUUUGAAAAAGCAAUCAAAUGAUGAGGUAUAAUUUGAUCUCAAUGAAGGUUAAGUUAAUUCAUAUCUUGAAAUGAUAAAAAAACUUAAGUCUAGAAUUCCAUUUAUUUAUACAACAAAAGAUGUAUUAGUUGAUAAUUUUGAAGAAAUUUUUUAUAUUACUUACAUGAUUAAGCACUUUCGAGAUUUUAAAAUGUUUAAGAAUAUGAUUCUUUAGAGAUACUAAAAAAAGCUAUUGCCAUAUUUUUAUGAUAAUCUUAUAACUUCAUCUUAUACUAAAAAACAAGGAAAGAUAUAACAAACUUUUAAUAAGAUUCAAGAAAUUAACUUAGCGUAGGGAAUAGCUCCAAUUAUGAUAGAACUUUUUGCGAACGAAAAAGCGAUUGCAAAUCCUUAUAACCAAGUUAUUUUAAACAGUCUAUUCAAUCCAUAACUAAAUCAUUAGAAAUUAGAAACAUUAUAGUCAAAGAUGUUCGUUGGAAUUCUUAGAAAAUUUGUAAUUUAGAAUAUAUAUGAUAUUAAAACUCAUACUUAAAGUCAAGUAAAGAAUAUAUAAGAUAAAAAGAAUACUUAUUCUUAAAGACCCUUAAAUAGAGUGAAGUUAGGAGGUGAACAACAUGAAUUAAAUAAUUUGACUAAAUAAAACAAUGGAAUUCCUAAAAUUGGAUCUUUUAAAUUAGAGGAUUUUCAUUUAAAAAAUAGAUAUUAGACCAUUAAACGCUUCGAUGAUACCUCUCAUGAUACAAAUUAAAUAUUACAACCAUAAAUCAAUUCACUCCAAUAAGUCGUCAAUUAAAGCAUGAUUAAAAAUCAAGCAAGCUUCAGAAAGAUUAGAAAGAAUUAUUACAAUAACGAAAUCGACCCUGAAAUCGACUUUUAAUAGAGGAAAAGUCACCUUAAAUUUAAUUCUAAUUAUAAAAAAAGUGAACGCUAAUGA